ACACAUAUUGCAUUUUUUUUUUGUCUCAAAACUAAAAAAAAAAAAUCUUCUUCAUAUCAAUGGUGCAAGGAUCUAAAUUAAAGAAGCCAGGAAAGCCUAAACAAAAAGGUGGAAGAGAAAAAAAGGGUAUUACAAAAAAAGGAGCUAGAACAAUUGCACCCAAGAAAGCUUCUUUAAUAAAACAACAAGCAAUGAAUAAGAAAUUAACAGCUGAGAUUAAUAAAAACAUUGAAAGACAAAUGGCUGUCAAAGCUGAUGCUGUGGGUAAACUUACAAUUAUGAAGAAAUUAGCUGAUGAAAAGCUUGCUGAUGACAAAUCUAAAAAGAAGAAAUAAUACCAUGUACAUAAAUAUAUAUUUACUUUAUACAUCACUUGCAUUACAUGAAAAAUAAACUUAAUAGUCUGUAUUGUCUAUGCAAAAAAAAAAAAGUGCUGUAG
Molecule: messenger RNA, 439 nt
Organism: Cokeromyces recurvatus
Lineage: Eukaryota; Fungi; Mucoromycota; Mucoromycetes; Mucorales; Mucoraceae
Exons: 3
Coding region: 60-335 (91 amino acids)
Source: RefSeq, a predicted model, not a curated record